Messenger RNA from Sphenostylis stenocarpa, 684 nucleotides. The record is from the annotation of a GenBank genome assembly. Lineage: Eukaryota; Viridiplantae; Streptophyta; Magnoliopsida; Fabales; Fabaceae.
AUGCAAGUUGUGGUGCUCAAUACUCAAUCCUGCUGCGGAGCCCCACAACUUCCUUCUUCUUCCCAUCCCUCCGUUUCCAACAAGGGAACCAGGUUCUUGGGUAGCCAUGCUUGUUUCUGGAGGAAAGGCAUCGUUGUGCGUUCUUCUGUUCGGAUUCAUUUACCGCACUCUACACGUAGCUUUGCUGUAAAUUGUGUUGCUACUCCAAAUCCAGCAGUGGAACUGCCAUUAACUGCUGAAAAUGUGGAAAGUGUAUUGGAUGAAAUUCGACCAUAUCUCAUUUCAGACGGUGGAAAUGUGGCAUUACAUGAAAUUGAUGGCAAUGUUGUGCGGUUGAAGCUGCAGGGUGCAUGCGGUUCAUGUCCGAGUUCUGUUACAACGAUGAAAAUGGGCAUUGAGCGGCGAUUAAUGGAGAAGAUCCCUGAAAUAGUGGCAGUUGAACCAAUAGCUGAUGAAGAAACUGGUCUUGAGCUAAAUGAAGAAAACAUAGAGAAGGCUCUUGAGGAAAUAAGGCCCUACUUGGUUGGGGCUGCUGAUGGAACUCUUGAAUUGGUGGCCAUUGAUGAGCCAAUAGUAAAAGUCCGAAUCACAGGUCCCGCUGCUAGCGUCAUGACUGUGCGUGUAGCUGUUACACAGAAGUUGCGAGAAAAAAUACCUGCCAUAGCAGCUGUUCAGCUUUUAUGA